Megalops cyprinoides (Indo-Pacific tarpon) is the source of this 1375-nucleotide messenger RNA. Its product is annotated as zinc-activated ligand-gated ion channel-like. The record is from RefSeq and is a predicted model, not a curated record. The transcript has 9 exons. NCBI's taxonomy places the organism in Eukaryota, Metazoa, Chordata, Actinopteri, Elopiformes, Megalopidae. The coding region runs from base 92 to 1363 and encodes 423 amino acids. Gene Ontology annotation, molecular function: neurotransmitter receptor activity; extracellular ligand-gated monoatomic ion channel activity; transmembrane signaling receptor activity. Gene Ontology annotation, cellular component: synapse; neuron projection; membrane. Gene Ontology annotation, biological process: nervous system process; chemical synaptic transmission; signal transduction.
UUGAGCCUGCCUGGUGGGUGUUCAGUGAGCAUCGGCACUGAGGGUUCCUGGGACCGCAACACCUGUGUUUUGUAAAGGUGGAUGUGCAGUGAUGGAGGCAGCUUACCUGCGGCUCCUGAUCAGUCUCCUCUCCCUCCUCUUCCUCACAGUCUCCGCGGAGACCAGCCCGACUUGUGUGACCCGCCGUUGCCUCGCCAAUGAGCUCAUUGCUCAGGAAAUCAUCAGCCAGCCACAGACUGCAAACUGCAGCGUGGAGGUUUUCCUGAGGCAGAUCAUGUACAAAACCGUGGAUGUUGACACCAAAAGCCUUCUGUUCACCAGCUCUCUCAUAAUAAUGAUGGAGUGGGUAGACCCAGCCCUGGCCUGGAACAGGUCUGUAUAUCCAUACGAAACAGUCAUGGUGCCCAUCGACAAGGUCUGGACUCCGCUCCUCCAUGUGAAAAACUCAGUGAGCACGCAGUCGGAGUCCAGCUCUUCAGACCUGCUGGUCUACAGCAACGGCACCGUGGAGCACGUGAUCAUCAUGCACAUCUCCGUCGACUGCGACAUCAACCUCUACUCCUACCCCUACACUGUGGAUUCCUGCCCCAUCUACCUGAACGGCAGGACCUCCAUGGGAUGUGGCACUGUGGUGCACUUCGGGACCAUAAUGCUGAAAGGUGGGGAGAGGGGGGACUGGAGGACCGAGGAGGUGGAGAACAUCGAGGACCGCAAUGGAGACACGUACCUCUGGGUCACCAUGAGCACCAGGUCCUUUAACCCCACUGUGACACUGAUCCUCCCCAGCGCGUUGAUCAUGCUGGCGGACAUGGCGAGCUACUCACUGCCACUGGGCAAGAGCGAUCGCGUCUCAUUUAAGGUCACGCUGGUGCUCAGCUUCGUCAUGUUCCUCCUCAUCCUCUCUGAUAUCCUCCCCGGAGACAGCUUCUGCAGCCCGCUGAUCCGCUAUCAUUUCUGCAUCUGCUUGAUCUGCCUGGUGAUCAGUAUGAUCCAGUCCAUGCUGACGACCCGCCUGGCUGCAGAAGGCUCUCUCCUGCCCUUCCGACUGCCCCGAUGGUGUUCACCCUGUGGCGGGCCAGCCAGCCCAGAGGAUGGAGCAGAUACCGCAGAGCCCGGCCCGGAGCUGCUGAGCACCGUGGUGAAUCUGAAGGCAGAGGCAGAGGCAGCCGCCCUGCGGAAGGUGGUGAAGUACCUCGAGGAUGUGACCAGGAGAGAGAGGCAGGCCAAGAGGAGGGCGAGCUACGCCAACAGGGUGGACAGGAUGUGCUUCUGGGGCUACGUGGGGCUCUUCCUGGCUUACUCCGCCUGCGCGGUGUUCAUGAUCGGGUUCUACAAGUGCAAGGUGGACCACUUUAACUUGUAGCCUGCGGAAGAC